CCCAGUGACGUAUCCAGACGUUUCGUUUGGAAAUGGCAUCGUUGUGAUGUCAACUACGUGCAGUUGUCAUCCACCGACUCGCACUAGGCCAUAGCUUAAUUAAUUUUACUUACACACUAUUUAUCGAUAUACCGAACUACGCUUGCCGGACGCUGUUCGCCAUCAGUGAUAUUAUAUACAGACAUCCUAGGUAGCCACACAUUUUUACAAUGAGCUUAAAAGCGGACAAAGACAAGACGAAACAACUGCAGGACAAGUGCCUGUCGGUGCUGAACGCGCUGCUUCGGGACGAGGAUAACAAAUAUUGCGUGGACUGCGACUCCAAAGGUCCAAGAUGGGCGUCAUGGAACCUCGGAGUAUUCCUCUGCAUUCGUUGUGCUGGCAUUCACAGAAAUCUUGGCGUACAUAUCUCAAAAGUAAAGUCUGUGAACUUGGACUCCUGGACACCCGAGCAAGUUGUUUCUCUGCAACAGAUGGGCAACUCUCGUGCGCGCGCUGUCUACGAAGCCAACUUGCCGGAUAAUUUCCGACGCCCGCAGAACGACUCCAGUCUGGAGACGUUCAUUCGCGCUAAAUACGAACACAAGAAGUAUAUCGCGCGUGAGUGGGUGCCGCCUACGUUGCCGGAGGUCAACUGGGAGAAAGAAAUUGAUGAGGAGAUCGAACGUCAGAAGCGUAAGAAAAAGAGCGCGGUUGUUGAAAAGAAGUCGCUGGGCGCUGUCGAAGUGCCGCAAUUGCCUAAGCCGAAGAACGCCAGCCCGAAACCGGGGCGCGUACAGAGUACGUCGGUCGCUACGCAACCGGCUAAGAGCGCUACCCCGGAGACCAAAAGCAGCAACACGUCCGACUUGUUAGGCUUACAAAACGGCGAUGAUAGCUUUAGUAAUUUUCUUUCAGCGCCUGUGCCCACCAACAACUCAGCGAACAACGCGACACCGAAAAAGGAUGAGAAGGAGGUCGUAGAUAUUAAAAGCGAGGAAGAAAGCUUCUUCAAUCAGACUGUGCCCACUGAGAAAGAAAAGGCAAAGCUGACAAAAGACAGCAUUUUAGCUUUAUACGCCACGGCCCCUCCGGUUAAUAACUUCAAUCCUAGCUUUAAUGCGCAACCGGCCCAGUUCAAUGCGAAUUUCUCGGCUGGCCAGUCGAAUUUUCAGAAUUUCAACGCGUUCGGUCAAAAUGUGCCACAACAACAACAGAAUUUUGCACCCAUGCAGAAUGGUAUGCAAUUUGGGGCGAAUCAAUUCUCACAACAGCAAACUCAACAACCACAACAACAGCAGCAGCAACAUUUUCAACCUAACCAGUUUAGUAGUCAACAAUUUGGCAUGCAAAACACAAUGCCAGUACAACAACAGCAACAAGCACCGAAUUAUCAGUUUACCAAUCAAUUCACUCCCAAUUCAGGUGGAAUGAUGACGAAUAAUCAGUUCCAGCCUAUGAACCAGUUCCAGUCCACGCAACAGCCGCAGGGUAGCAACAAUAUGUUCCCGAAUGCGAUGCAACCGCAGGCGAAUCCGUUCUUCAAUCAGUCGACGCUGCCCAUGCAGUUUGGCAACAUGUCACUCGGCGGAGCGAAUGGUUCAGCCCAACCGACCGUCACCACUAACAUAUGGCAAUGAUGGUAACUUGAUAACCACUCUUUAGUAUUAGAAAAAGUACCCUGGAACCAUCCCAUGUUUUAACCGUAUGAUUUGGAAUUAUUUCUCUCCAAAUGAAAGCGAAUCUAAGUGGUGAAAUUUUGCAAUAAACAAAAGCAAAACAGUGGGAUUUGUGAGAAAACUGUCGUCCGUCGCCACGAACGCAAAUUUAAAUGUACGACCACAAGGGAAACCUAUCCGUUCGAGUAUUUUUUUAAAUUCCGAAUUUAUCUAGACAUGAGACGGAAACUUAUAAAUUUACGACUUACUAGGUUUAUCAAUGUGAAACAAUGGAAUCGCCUAAUUUGAUCGCCGCUCAAUUAUUGCUAUCGAGAGCGUGCGUGCGGAUUAGGCGACUCCUUAAUGGCGAGCAAGUGUGUACUCUACUAUAUUACUACAUAUGUGUAAAAUGCAAUUGUCUAAUUGUGUUCGAAUUUAUUUAUUUUAUUUUAUUACUUACGUGAACUUGGACUUGCUCUCGCGAAUGCAAUGAAAAUUAGGUCGAGUGUGGUCGCGGUCAUACUGCGUGGGGGUCGUUGCAAUAAUUAUUCCAAAAUGGCGGACAGCAAAGCGUUUGUUUCGUUAAUCGUUAUCUCGGUGAAGUAAAAAGAAAAUAAUAUGGAAGCAAAUGAUCUACAAAUAUGUACUGAAUUUUAUAACGGGUUCUCUUGAGUUGGAUUAAAUUGGCACUACAAUAUUAAUUAAAAUAUGUUUAGGCUAAAGAAACCUAUGUUGUACAUUUAUAAUGUCUAACAGAAUAUACAAAUAUGAAAAAUA
Molecule: messenger RNA, 2414 nt
Organism: Dalotia coriaria
Lineage: Eukaryota; Metazoa; Arthropoda; Insecta; Coleoptera; Staphylinidae
Product: stromal membrane-associated protein 1
Exons: 2
Coding region: 210-1619 (469 amino acids)
Cellular component (GO): cytoplasm
Molecular function (GO): metal ion binding; GTPase activator activity
Source: RefSeq, a predicted model, not a curated record